Messenger RNA from Oryza brachyantha (malo sina), 1438 nucleotides. RefSeq names its product THUMP domain-containing protein 1 homolog. The transcript has 6 exons. Gene Ontology annotation, molecular function: RNA binding. The record is from RefSeq and is a predicted model, not a curated record. Gene Ontology annotation, biological process: tRNA modification. NCBI's taxonomy places the organism in Eukaryota, Viridiplantae, Streptophyta, Magnoliopsida, Poales, Poaceae. The coding region runs from base 80 to 1210 and encodes 376 amino acids.
CCCCUCUUCCCGCCGCCACUCAUCCCCGAAACCCACCAAAACCCACCUCGCCGGAAACCCUAGAGAAACCCACCACGAGAUGGCCUCCGGCGAGGGCAAGCCGAACCCCAGCGCCGCCGCCGCCGGCGGGGGAGUCGCCAAGGGGAGGAAGCGCAAGUACCUCCCCCACGGAAAGCCGGUGCGGAAGGGGGCGUACCCGCUGCGCCCCGGGGUGCAGGGCUUCUUCAUCACCUGCGACGGCGGCCGCGAGCGCCAGGCCACCCGCGAGGCCCUCUCCCUGCUCGACUCCUUCUACGAAGAUCUGGUGGAUGGGAAAGGAUCGGACGAGAAGCCCAAAAGCAUCCCUGACAAACCAUUGAACAAAAAGAUUACAUUUGAGGAUACUGAUUCCUCAGAUGAUGAGGAUGAAAAGCAUUCAGAGGAAGUGGCUGAUGAUGCAAAUAACACAGGAAAAGGUGAGACCACGCCAUCUGAGCAGCUGCAAGAGGUGGUUGAUACCCCUGUAGUUCCCAGCAAGGACAAUGAGGAGCGAGUAGAAAAUGCUGAUGAAUCAAAAGUAAAGAAACAGCGUGUAGAAGAUCCUCCAAUAUCCGAACAGACAGAACCAAAAGAGAUUGCUGAGAGACCAACAGAGUCCACUGAUAAAGCAAAAGGGUCCAACGAUAAACCCAUUGAUGAAUUAAUUGAUGAAGACUUGAAGGAGCUUGGGGAUAGGAAAAAGAGACUUUUUGCAACCCUUGAUUCGGGCUGCAAUGGCUGUAUCUUCAUUCAAAUGCACAAAAGAGAUGGAGACCCUGGCCCUGUUGAGAUCGUACAGAAUAUGAUGUCAUCAGCUGCUUCAACUCGUAAACAUAUGUCCAGAUUUAUUCUGAGGGUUUUGCCCACUGAGGUGACAUGUUAUGCAUCAGAAGAGGAAAUAACAAAAGCAAUUAUUCCACUUGUUGAAAAAUACUUUCCAAAGGAAUCUUCUUCGAUAUAUAAGUUUGCUGUAUUAUAUGAAGCAAGGUCGAACACAGGAAUCGAUAGGAUGAAAAUUAUCAACACAGUAGCAAAAUCUGUACCUCAACCUCAUAAGGUUGAUCUCAACAAUCCGGACAGGACUAUUAUUGUCCAGAUUGCUAAGACCAUAUGCAUGAUUGGAGUGGUCGAGAGGUACAAAGAGCUCUCAAAGUUCAAUCUAAGGCAGCUGACCUCACCACCGCAGAAGUAGCUAAUGGGGCCAGCUUGAAUUAGAUUCAGCAACAGUUGGUUGGUUAGUUGUUAGUUGAGCCGUGAAAAUCACUGUUAAAACUCAAGAGAUUCAGAUGUACUAUCCAUUAAUGUCUGCAGAUCGUUGAAAAGCAACAUGACAUGUUUAACGCUUGACAGCGCAAUUUUGUAACUUGUUGAAUUAUACGGCAGUCGGUUCAAUAAAUUUCUUCAGAGGCUCUCGCUAUCU